Messenger RNA from Ochotona princeps (American pika), 1251 nucleotides. It is a transcript of the gene STX10, whose product is annotated as syntaxin 10. Lineage: Eukaryota; Metazoa; Chordata; Mammalia; Lagomorpha; Ochotonidae. The coding region runs from base 208 to 957 and encodes 249 amino acids. The record is from RefSeq and is a predicted model, not a curated record. The transcript has 8 exons. Gene Ontology annotation, biological process: Golgi vesicle transport. Gene Ontology annotation, cellular component: membrane.
CCUCUCUUCGGGGCCUCUCUCUCCGCACCGGAGGCCCCGCUCUCGAUGGUGGGCGAACCGGGGGCCGGGGGUGGCGGCUCCCUCUUUCUUUGCUGUUUUUUCCUGGUUUUCCAAGGCACAGGGUCGCUCGCCACCGCAGCCCCUGCCCCAGCCCAGCGGGGCUUCGGCCUCCUGGGGUGGGGGAGUCAGGCGGUGGGGGGGUGAGCCAUGUCUCUCGAAGACCCUUUCUUUGUAGUGCGAGGCGAGGUGCAGAAGGCGGUGAACACGGCCCGGGGGCUGCACCAGCGCUGGAGCGAGCUGCUGCAAGCCGGCUCGGCGGGCGGCCGCGAGGAGCUGGACUGGACGGCCAAUGAGCUGCGCAACGGGCUGCGCAGCAUCGAGUGGGACUUGGAGGACCUGGAGGAGACCAUCGGCAUCGUGGAAGCCAACCCCGGCAAGUUCAAGCUCCCGGCCGGGGAUCUGCAGGAGAGGCGGGCGUUUGUGGAGCGGAUGCGGGAGGCGGUGCAGGAAAUGAAGGACCAUAUGGCGAGCCCGACGGCCUUGGCCUUCAUGGAGAGGAAUAACAGUGAGGUGCUGGCCGGCACAUCAGCGGCCCAGAAGUCCCCCAGCGACUUGCUGGAUGCCAGCAUGGUCUCGGCCUCUUCCCGCUACCUCGAAGAGCAGCAGGCCACACAGCAGCUGAUCCUGGACCAACAAGACCACCAGCUGGACAUGGUGUCGGGGAGCAUCCGGGUCCUGAAACACAUGUCAGGCCGCGUCGGGGAGGAGCUGGACGAGCAGGGCGUUAUGCUGGAUGCCUUUGGCCAUGAGAUGGAACAUACCCAGUCCCGCAUGGAUGGCGUCCUCAGGAGGUUGGCCAAGGUCUCCCACAUGACCAGCGACCGGCAGCAGUGGUGUGCCAUCCUGGUGCUUCUGGGGGUGCUGCUCCUAGUUCUUCUCCUGCUUGUCCUGCUCUGACCUUGACACCAAGCAGCUGCCAUGCCAGCUGGGCCUGCCCCCGCCCUGCCCCGCCAGGCUCUCCCUCGGAGCCUGUGGGAUUCCCAGGGUGCCUGGCCGGGGGGCCGCACGCCUGCCUUCUCAAGUGCACUUAGGGGGUGGAGGUGGGGAGACCCAACACACUCUUGCCCCGCCCCACCACCCCCCUACCCCUAACCCACCAACCUGUGUCAACACCCAGGGUCCCACCACGGCCCUGGGCCCACUGUGCCUUCAUGCCUUCCAACCUGGAAAUAAAUCCACAGUCCUUUGGUU